CAGCUCUACACAGCCUCAAGCUUAGGACUUUUUUUUUUCUUUUUCUCCCCCAAAGAGAAGAAACUCCAUUUUCUUAUGAAUGGAAAGUGAAAAUAUCCGAUCCGCUUAAAUUUGGGAAUUUUUCUCUCUAUUAAGCAGGGAAGGGGGAAAAAAUAGAAAGAAAGGAAUAAGGAAAAAAAAAGGGGGGGGGUGGGGGGAAUCCUCCCUUUACAAAAAAAAAAUAUAGGAAAAAAAAGAUUGAAAAGAAGAGAGAAGCAAUGACCAUGACUACAAUGCCAGAAAGUAUUAACAGCCCGGUGUCAGGCAAGGCGGUGUUCAUGGAGUUUGGGCCACCGAACCAGCAGAUGCCCCCUUCCCCCAUGUCCCAUGGACAUUACUCCAUGCACUGCCUGCACUCCCAGCAUGACAGCUCGUACAGCGGAGCCUCGUCCUUCUCCAGACCCCUGGGGUACCCCUAUGUGAACUCGGUGAGCAGCCAUUCCUCUAACCCCUACAUCAGUACCGUGCAGUCCUACCCCAACAGCAGCAUCAGCCAGACCCGCUUAGAGGAGCCAGGUACAGUACCAGCUACAAUGUAUCUCUCUGUAUUCCAUGCCAACUGCCUGGGAGCCCCCCUAGAUACCUACCUGGAGGGCAUCCUGAGCCAGCUACAAUGUAUCUCUCUCUGUAUUCCAUGCCAACUGCCUAGGAGCCCCCCUAGAUACCUACCUGGAGGGCAUCCUGAGCCAGCUACAAUGUAUCUCUCUGUAUUCCAUGCCAACUGCCUGGGAGCCCCCCUAGAUACCUACCUGGAGGGCAUCCUGAGCCAGCUACAAUGUAUCUCUCUCUGUAUUCCAUGCCAACUGCCUGGGAACCCCCCUAGAUACCUACCUGGAGGUCAUCCUAAGCCAGCUACAAUGUAUCUCUCUCUGUAUUCCAUGCCAACUGCCUGGGAGCCCCCCUAGAUACCGACCUGGAGGCAGAUAGGUUCAUCCUGAGCCAGCUACAAUGUAUCUCUGUAUAUUCCAUGCCAAUUACCCGGGAGCCCCCCUAGAUACCUACCUGGAGGCAGAUAGGUUCAUCCUGAGCCAGGUACAGUACAAGCUGCAAGGUAUCUGUGUAUUCCAUGCCCAUUGCCUCGGGGCCCCUAGAUACCCAGCUGGAGGGCAGCCUGAGCCUGGUAGAGUACCAUCUACAAUGUAUCUUUCUGUCUCCUUACCCAAUGCCUCUAGAUACCUAGCUGGAGCAGCACCAGGCACAGUACCAGUUACAAUGUAACAAUCUCCCUAUCCAUUGCCUUGGGGCCCCUAGAUACCCCAGCUACAAUGUAUAUUUCUGUCUCUCUGCCCAAUGCCUUGGGGCCCCUAGAUACCCGAGCUACAAUGUAUAUUUCUGUCUACCUGCCCAUUGCCUUGGGGCCCCCUAGACACCCCAGCUACAAUGUAUCUUUCUGUCUACCUGCCCAUUGCCUUGGGGCCCCUAGAUACCUCUAGAUACCUAGUUGGAGCAGCACCAGGUACAGUACCAGUUACAAUGUAUCUUUCUGUCUUCAAUGUCCAUUUCCUGGGGCCCCUAGAUACCUAGCUGGAGAUAGAUGCAGCCUGGACCAGGUAUAGAACCUGCAACAAUGUAUGUCCCAGCCUUCCCUGCCCAAUGCCCGGGAUCCCCCCCUAGAUACCCCUGGAUACCUAGCUGGAGGGUAGAAGCAGCAGCCAGCAGCAGUCACAGCUCUCUGUACACAGCGCCCAUUGCAACAGCAGCCCAGAUGUGCACGCAUUAGCCUCCGUAAUUAUUUAUUGCGUGGCGCUAUAAACAAUGUAUGCAAUUAAGGGUAAUUAAACCUAAACUGCAGCAUGCUGGAAAAAGAAUUAGGGGACAAAAAAAAAAUAGAAUCAUUGCAUGGAUUAUGGAUUGCUGCUGAAAUCUUUGUUGUUUCUCCCAUUUGAUGUGUUUGUUGUUUGUUGUUGUUUGUGAUUUGCUAUUGUUUGUGCUGUUGUGAUGGAGUUUACCUGAUCUGUGUUUGAUUUUUUUGCUGGCGGUGCAGGGGCAGAUACUGAGAAGAGCACUGUGGUGGAAGGUGGGGAGGUUCGGUUCAACGGCAAAGGGAAAAAGAUCCGGAAACCCAGGACUAUAUAUUCCAGUCUGCAGCUCCAGCAGACCCAGUACUUUGCCCGAGAGAGCAGAAGCCGCAUCGCUGGGACUCACACAGACACAGGUACCAGCCCACUCAGCCCUGGCACCUUGCUUACAGUCUGGCAUCCUGCAGGUUUAUGUCCUGGCACUGCCCUGACACCCAACAUAAACACACACAGCCAGCACCCUGCCUAACACCUUAUUUACACAUAACCCUAACACCUUAUUUACACAUAACCCUUGCUUAUAUUCAUCCCUGGCAUCCCGUCAUAUACAGCCUGGCAAACUGCAUGCCCCUAGCCUUGGCAUCAUGUGUUGGCACUUUAUUUUUAACACUGGCACCCUGCUCACAUAUGGCACUGGCAUUCAUUUUACAAACUGCCUUGGCACCCUAUCCCAAAGUGCCCGGCACCCAUUUUACAUGGAACCGUGGUGACUCGGUUACUAAGUUGCCACAUUUAACCUUGAAACUCAGACAGAUCCUUGAUACAAUUUGACAUUCCAACAGCAUUGAUAUUAGGUACCAGUGGACGGUAAUGAAACGUUUUGUCUAUUUCUGAACACGUUGAAAUUGCAAUAAUCUGCCAUCAAACAUCUAUUUACUUAUAGCAAUCACAGCUCUCUUACAAUGCGGCAACAUUUACACAUUCAUGUACAAAUCUACAAAUAAAUGUACAGAUCUACAAAGAAAUAUAGUUAGAAGUAACCGAUAAACACACAAAACAAAUCAUUUUUCUUAAAGUUAUUUUCUAUGACAUAUUAUACUGUUUAAAAUGAUAAUGUGGCUCAAAAACACAAACACAAACAAACACAAACAUACACACACAUCUUUAUCUUACAGCAGAUUGCAUGUAGUUACAUUAAAUUAAGGUGGAGUUUUAAGAGGAAGAGAAGUGAUGGCAUUUUAUAGCAAUCAAUUAUUUUAACAAGCUCUCUUGACAGGAUACACUGAAGGGAUUUAGGUAAUUGUAUGUUGGGUCUGCUUGCCAAAUGAAAAAAAAAAUACUAUAUAUAUUUUACUAGUGGAUAGUUAAUACAAUGUUAAACAAAAAUCUGCACACCAGUCAAGCCAUAAGACUUGCUUUUCCUAUAUCUAUAUAUUACUAUGUAGAUUUAAAUGUAAACAAAUACAAUGUAAUAAAAUAUUUCAAUUUAUUUUUAAAAUCGAUAAAAUUACCAGCGUUAUCUUCCCAACGCUAUUCUAGCACUUUCUUACUGCUAAUUAACACUGGGGUCACGACAGAUUAAUUUAUUCUUAUGAAACUAUAUUUUUGGGGCACUUUAUUUAAUUCUAAUUUUUUUUUGCUAAAUGUUCUUGUCACUACCCUAUCACUAUGUACAAAGCACCGCCGUUGGCGAUGUUCCUUUCAUAAAUAUUAUACAUUAUUAUCAUUACUAUAAGUAUUAUUAUUACAAGAUAUCAUUUAGAUACUAUUUUUCAUUUAGAUACUAUCAUUUCAUACUAUUUGUAGCUUCAAACCAUUUAUAUCUAAAUAAUAUAUGCUGAUGUUAUGAAAUGGUUUGUUUAUUAUUUUUGGGCACUAUUAACUUUGCUCUGUGUGUUUCUAUGUAUUGAUGUAUCUGUGAAUUAAUUCUAUGGUGUUAUAUUUCCCCCCCCAUAGGUAAAAAUCUGGUUUCAAAACAAAAGAUCCAAAUUUAAGAAAUUAAUGAAGCAAGGAGGGGCAGCUCUGGAAAGUAGUGCUUUGGCAAAUGGUAGGGCACUUUCUGCCAGUUCUCCCCCUGUACCCCCAGUAUGGAACACCCCAACAUCUUCUGGAAAGACAUCUGGGACCCCAGCAUCCUACAUUCCAAGCUAUACUUCGUGGUAUCCUUCAGCCCACCAGGAAGCUAUGCAGCAACCACAACUUAUGUGAUGGCACAACGUGUCCUUGGCACACAAUAAAACUGUACAAAACAUAACAAUCUACAAAAGAAAUGCAUAAGAACACAAGAUAAUAAUGAGUCCUGUGCCUUCAGAACUAUGGUCAAACCCCAUGUCUGACAUGGUAUGAUAACAGGCAAACUCAGAUCUGAUGAGGGCUGGUACCCAACUGAAGGUAGCUGACAAGAGCAUCUUCAUACCAUGUGCCCAUCCUCUCAGCAGGCACAAGAAGAGCCUGGCAGACAGAGGAGAGGAAAGCAGGCACCAACCAACCAUAUCCUGAGGACAAUUGGAAGGAAAAUAAAGAUGUUUUUAGAGAGAGGGCAAUAACAAGGAUCCUCUCCUGUCUGUCUUUGUCUUUGGUAACAUGUGGUCAUUUAUCCAACCUCUUUACUCAAACAAUGGCGGUUGUUUUUGGAAUAUAUCUGGAUUCAUCUUCCUGUAAUUAAUCCUCAUGUCCCCCCUUGUAAACAAAUGCCUAUCUUGUUCUGUCAACAAAAGGCUCAAUAUAUUUCUUUCUACUACUUACUUUUUUUUUUUUUUAGUUUUUUUUUUAGUUUUGGAGGGGGUGAGGGGGCAUCAUUGAGUAUUGAAAUAUUUAUUAGAAAUAAGAAAAUAAAAUAAAAAAAAUAAUAUGCUACCACUAAGAUUGCACGAUGCAGUUAAAGGUCUGCAUGGCAAAAUGCACUGUUUUAGAAAGAAAUAAUUUAAAAAAACAAGUAAUAAUAAUGCAAAAAAUAUUAAAUAAAAAUAAACUAAAUCACAAGGUUUAGCGUUAUACAUAAUGAGGGUAUCAAUUUCAUUUUUACAGUAACUUUUCUACUUUUAAAACUAAAGAGGUUGGUUUUGUGUGUUUGCUAUAUGUUCAUUCUCCACUGUGCAUAAUUGAAAAAAAUAAAUAAAUAAGAAGAAUUAGUGUGUAUUACUGUUUUUUGCAGAAUUGGGCCUGUUUUACAUUGUAUUUAGGUACCUCUUAAAGAAAAUGUUAACUUAGAAAUUCAGAGAUGCCAGAGUAAUUGGUUGUAAACAAGAAAGGAAAAUAAAAAUGUUUAAAUAUUUUUAACCCCCUUUUCAGUGAAAGAGGUUGUGACAACUCAGAGGCUUGUUUACUUUCUUGCACUCAAAGGGUUAUAAUAUGAUUGUGUUGUCAUCAGAUAUUUUAAAUGCCAAUUGUUUGUAGUUUUUUUCUUUGUUUUGUUUUGUUUUUAAUUAUUCUUCUUUAUUUUUCUUUUAUCUUGCACAUAAUAACCCUUUGAAUGCUGGAAAAUAUAUAUAAAAAACAUACUGCAGAGCAAUAUGUUGCAAAGCCUCCAGCAAACAAGUGGUUAAGGUCUGCAAGGCAGAAACGUUGUACAUAAUGUUUUUUUUUUUAUUAUUGUUCUGUAAACACGUUGCACAGAUCCUGCCCUUCUGUUUGUUCCGUGUGCCUGUAACCACGAUGCUUUGUGAAAAUGGGAGCUUAUCGGCAUCCUUGUGAAAUUUGAAAUGUGAUUACUGAAAUCAGUUGUGUUUAGUGUUCUUAUAUGUCAAAAGUUUAGUUUUAUAUUGAAAAUGUUAACUUAUUGCUUUGUAUCUUUAAAAAAAACAACAACAAAAAACAACUUUGUAUAUAAGUUAUAAAAUUUCUUUAAGGCAGUAAAAUAUGG
Molecule: messenger RNA, 5640 nt
Organism: Pelobates cultripes (western spadefoot toad)
Lineage: Eukaryota; Metazoa; Chordata; Amphibia; Anura; Pelobatidae
Source: the annotation of a GenBank genome assembly